AUGGAUUCUUGCUCCUCUGAUGAAGAAAAUUCUAAAAUCGAAUCUUGGGUCUCUAUACGAUUCUUGAAAGAAGCAGCCAAUAUUCAGUCAGUCUAUCGUCAGCGUAGCCGAAGCUCUUCAAUAGAUUCAACUUCUCCAAUCCCAUCUGAAGAGCCUAGUAUCACCGUUGAAUGAAAGCCGAACGGAUUUGUUAAUCAAAGUAUCUGCUUCAACGCAGUAAAUCGAAAUAAAACUAUAGACACCCCAAAGCCAACUGAAGCUUCACCUGAUUUUGAAGAAUUACAAUGCUUACUUCAGCAUAAAGAUGCAAAAAUACAAAAAAUUCGACAAAAAUCCCAAUGUUUAUUACACUUUUUCACUAUAUUUGACAAAUUUUAAACCUAAAUAAAUUUAUUUUAAAUUUACCUUAAAAAAUAUAGAAAAAUCAAAUAAAGAUUUAAUUGAAGCAAAACUACACUAUAAACAAGCCAACCAAGAAAUCGCCACUUUAAAGAAGAUGAAUGAACUUAUCAAAGAGCAAAACUCCAAACAAUUAGAAGAUUUGCAAGUCAGGCAUGAAAGAAAACUCCAAAAAGUCAAGCAAGAUGUAGAUAACUAUUUAAGUGAAUUAUAUGAAAAAGCUGCUGUGUAUGUAACUGAAAAAUUAAAAAUUUCUCACAAAAGAGAAAUAAUGGGGUUAAAAGAACAAUAUGAGGAAAAAAUUAACAGGAUGAGGAUGGAGUAUGAAGCAGAAAUAGACCAAAAGGACUAUGAGUGUAGACAGCUUCUGGAACAGCUAGAAGAGCAGACUGAAGAGUUUACUGAAGAAAAUUCUGAAAAAUACAUAAAUUUAAUUAAAAAUCAUGUGCAAAAUGAAAGGGAGAAAAAAAAGAAGGGAAAGGAUGGAAAAGUAGAUGCAAUGAUGAGACAAGUGGAAGAACAGAAAUUAAUUAUUGAGUCUCAGCAAAGGAUUAUUGAUGAUUUGAGCAGAGAAUUGCAGGACUCCUUUAGGAGAAGAUCAAGAAUUAGUGGGAUGUCGAAUAAGACUUGUCAUGUAAAAUCACAAAAGAGUUUUCAAGGGUUGCUUGAUCAGCUUAGCUGCUUUUUGGAUACUGCAGACCCAAAUACUUCGAGAGAGCUUGAAGAUACUCUAAUUCUCCUUAUUUAAAUAUAUAAAUUUUUUUAUGAAUGGGUAUAAAUAAAUCAUUUGAAAUCUUUAUAUGGUUUUUUAGAUAUAUCUCAUUAGGAUCGAUAGAAACAGUCCUACAGAGUGUUCUUAUGCUAGUUUGCAUAAUAAGUAGAAUAAAGGCUGGUCAUUAGGAAAAUUUUUAUUUAAAUUAGAAUAUUUAUUAUAUAAUUUUAAUUUUUAGUAAUUUUGUAUUUAUAUAUAAAAGGAUUAUAGAGAAAAAACCUAUAGAUGAAUAAUUGCUAAAUGAGGAUUAAGAGGUUUUCAAAGCCGUCAUGGAAGUUCAGAAAAAUUAAGUUUUUAA
Messenger RNA from Blepharisma stoltei, 1469 nucleotides. Lineage: Eukaryota; Ciliophora; Heterotrichea; Heterotrichida; Blepharismidae. The record is from the annotation of a GenBank genome assembly.